Brettanomyces nanus is the source of this 1521-nucleotide messenger RNA. RefSeq lists its product as uncharacterized. Gene Ontology annotation, cellular component: cytoplasm. Gene Ontology annotation, molecular function: NEDD8 activating enzyme activity. The transcript has a single exon. Bases 1 to 1521 code for a protein of 506 amino acids. Lineage: Eukaryota; Fungi; Ascomycota; Pichiomycetes; Pichiales; Pichiaceae. The record is from RefSeq and is a predicted model, not a curated record. Gene Ontology annotation, biological process: protein neddylation.
AUGAAUGACAAUGAAGUGGGUAACAAAUACGAUAGACAGGUGCGUCUCUGGAAUCCCAACGGUCAGAGAUGUCUUGCUAAUUCAUCGAUGUGUUUGAUCAAUGCUAAUACUACCGCUAGCGAAACGCUCAAGAACUUGGUUUUACCCGGCGUUGGAAAACUGGUUAUUGUCGACGAUGGCCGACAAACCACGGAUCAAGAUUUGGCCUCAAACUUUUUUUUACGGGAUAAUGCUAUCCGUUCAGUGAGAGCUGUGGAGAUGGCCCAUACUCUAGGUCAACUGAAUCCGGACGUACAUGUUGAGGCUGAGAUCAGGCCGUUAGACCAACUUCUUGAUGAACCUCAAUACUGGUCUCAGUUCAACUGCGUAAUGGUAUCAUCGUUUCUUGAGAGUCCUGAACUUCAUCAAGCACUAUCAAACCUAUUAUGGAAUCAAAAUAUAUGUCUGAUAGAGGUCAACUCAAUAGGUUUUUACGCUACUUUGCACAUCCAAUACAAGGAACAGGAUAUAAUCGAGACCCAUGACAAUAGUUUGGACGACCUUCGUCUAGAUUUACCUUGGCCUGAGCUACAAAAACAUAUAGAUAGCAUCGAUCUUGAUCAGUUAGAUGAUCAGGCCUUUUCUAAUGUUCCUUACAGUAUUAUCUUAACCAAAGUGUACCAAAAGUUGGUAUCGACGUCUGCAGAAUUUUCAAGGCCUGUACCGUCAACCGUUAGAAACUUUGUACAAUCGGAACUCAGAAGAACGGGAGAUGAGACAAACUUGGAAGAAGCGUGCAACAGAGCCAUUUUGGUGUUGAAGAACUCUAAAGAGAUUCCAGGUAACUUAAAGGAGAUCUUUGAGGAUGACGAAUUAGACUGUGGUGAUAGGUUCUGGGUUCUUGUUAAGGCCUUGAAGAUUUUCUACAAUAAUCACGGAGUUUUACCGUUAAGUGGGGUUUUACCUGAUAUGGAGUCAGAUACCGUCAAUUAUAUGGCUUUGACCAAACUCUAUAGAGAAAAGUUUAACGACGAUAAGAAGGAGCUAAGAGGUUACAUUGAGGACAAAGAAAUGUUUACAGACUCAGAAUUGUCGACUUUUGUGAAGAAUUGCCGCUAUAUGCAGGUUCUUAGAGGGUCCAGAAAGUUGUUUAGUGGCAAUCUACUAGUAGAAAACGAGAACAACCCACGGAUGAUCCAUAAUUUGAACAUCUAUGUGGCUUUCCUUGCAGUCAAGAGUUUCUACGAACGAAAACAUCGGUUCCCAAAUUUGAAGGAUCGUGCAAAACUUCGUACUGUGGCUAUUUCUUUACUCUGCCGCUAUCAGAAUGUAAAGAACUUCCCGGAAGGAUUGGAAAAGGUUUUAGAUGAGAUUUGCAGAUACAACGGUAAUGAAAUGCAUAAUACAUGUGCUCUUAUAGGAGGAGUAGCAGCACAGGAAGUGAUCAAGGUAUUGACCAAUCAAUACGUUACUUUGGAUAAUUGUUUGAGUUAUGAUGGAGUUAACUGUGAAGUGAGAAGUUGGUCUAUAGGCAGUAGCUAA